Physcomitrium patens is the source of this 1776-nucleotide messenger RNA. RefSeq lists its product as uncharacterized. Gene Ontology annotation, cellular component: cytoplasm. NCBI's taxonomy places the organism in Eukaryota, Viridiplantae, Streptophyta, Bryopsida, Funariales, Funariaceae. The record is from RefSeq and is a predicted model, not a curated record. Gene Ontology annotation, molecular function: dynein intermediate chain binding; protein-folding chaperone binding. Gene Ontology annotation, biological process: axonemal dynein complex assembly.
AUGAGAUGGAGAAGUCCACCGAAUUUUAACGGAGGGAACAAUUUCACCUGUAAAACCGAUUGCUUCAGAAGAUUCAAGUCGAAGAUGAUGAACUUCAGCGACAUAAAAGCUCUAGAAGCUCUGUUUCGUUCCUCGAGUAGCGAUGGAAUCCGUGAUUAUUCAGAACCACAACCAGAGGCUCUAAAUCCAGGCCAUAUUGGUCCACAAUACAGUAAAAACGUCAAAGGGGGAGAAGAAGACGAAAAGAAAGAACAAGACAAAGAGGAGGAACCUGAAAUCGACAUUGACAAGGAUGCCGAAUUACAUGGCCGGGCUCGUUUCACGCCAGACAGGUACGCAUUCGUGUAUAAGCAAGCUGUGUCUUGCAACGAUGUUUAUAUGCAAAUGAGCGAAAAGGACUGCGGAAGUUUGAGCUGUGAAGAAUUGGUGAUGAAAGUUAAGCUGCCUGGCACAGAUGGCUUGGAAGAACUGGAUCUGGAUGUGCACAAAACCUACUUGAAACUUGUAUCUCCACAAUAUUACCUGUGUUUGCAUCUGCCUCACAAAGUCAACAUGGAGCGGAGCUUUGCCAAGUGGGAUCCCGUAUUAGCAACCCUAAUCGUCACCAUGCCCAUCAUUGAGCGUGACUGGAUGCGUCAACCUUGAAGUUGGGUUAGCAGAAGCAGAAAAACUUCAAUCGAAUAACGGAGUGUGCCAACAAAACACAGGCUUUAGGGUAACUCUAACCCAUUUACUUUCAGAACCGUAUCACAAUCUGAUUUAAGAUGCUCUUCAACUAAAAUGUGCUCAGUUACCACCUCACACCUCUUCGGGUCAGAAAUUUUACAGUCACCCACGGAAUACAAGUGACAGAAACUCCACCCAUCAACUUCUGACGUGGAUCAGAAGUUUCCCAAAACCCAUUUCCUUCAGCAUAUGUGUAAAAUUCAGCUGAAAUCGCUCUGAAGCCGAGUCGCUCAAGAAACCUCUUCCAGUGAUGUCGCUUGCACAAGCUCUAGAGGAGCUUUUGAGAUGUCUGCAACUUCCCAUGCAGCGUAUGAUCUGUAAAUUCCUGUUACACCGCGUACUAUAAACCGGUUGACUAGAGAAACGUUGCAUGGAAGAUGAUGACUGUUGCUGGAAUGACUGUGAAUCACAAGAGUGCCAGACAGAUUUUGCAGAUUACCCAACUAUUGCGCCAUCACAAACGCAACGAAGGAUCCACAUGAAGUGAUGUCUAGAGAAAACCAUGCAGGUUCAACAUGUCGAACAGUCAUCGUUUUAGAAGAGAUUGAGGAGUGGAGCGCUGAAGUUCACACGUUCGAGUGGCAAUCUUCAGCUGCCAAGAGGCCAGCACUCAGAAUCUGAUCUUCAGAAUUUUCCACUUGAACUCCCUCAGCAAUAAAUUUCAAAAUGAUGCACAAAAGGAGAGUUAGAUGGCAGUUAAGAAACUUAACAGGAAAUGAGAAGUCACGGUAGUGGUCAUGUUUGGUAUUUGGUUUUUGUAUUUCCAAUUUUCUGGUUUUUGUGUUUUUCCAGCUCUCAGAGUUUAAAAGGGUAAACUAUGGCGUAUUACACUUAAGUAAUAUAGAUUGAAAUUUUAUAGUAGUAAAAAACUUUAAAAUUAUAUUAGAAUAGCUCUAAAUGAUAAAAUGUGUAAUUCUACAUAUCCAUGUUGUAAUUACAUACCAGAACUUUGGGCAAAAUACCCAUUUUUGCCGAAGUUUUGGUAUGUACUUCACAAACUUUUGGCAAAACUUCGUUCAAAAAAAUAAUAAUUUUUAAAUGUUGUAGAUA